Molecule: messenger RNA, 824 nt
Organism: Mercenaria mercenaria
Lineage: Eukaryota; Metazoa; Mollusca; Bivalvia; Venerida; Veneridae
Product: sulfotransferase 1B1-like
Exons: 3
Coding region: 67-516 (149 amino acids)
Biological process (GO): sulfation
Cellular component (GO): cytoplasm
Molecular function (GO): sulfotransferase activity
Source: RefSeq, a predicted model, not a curated record
UCAUAUGUACUUUAUUUUCUAUUAUUUUUCUUACAGUUGCUCAAUACACAUGUACCUUACAAAUAUAUGCCGAGGGAAGUGAAAGAGUUAGGAUGUAAGAUUGUGCAUUUACUGCAGAACCCCAAAGACCUGGCUGUUUCUUUAUACAAUCAUACACUCGGAAUACAUCUGUUUGAAUAUCACGGAAAAUGGGAACAUUUUCUGCCUUUAUUCUUACAGGGGAAAACAGAGUGUAACAGUUGGUUUGACUAUGUACUCAGCUGGGAGCAGGUCAUUUCUGACAAUCCUGGUUUUCCCAUACAUCUGAUCUACUUUGAAGACCUAAAACAGAAUACAUUACACGAGCUGUAUAGAUUAGGACAAUUCCUCAGCAUAGAAGACCAAGAUGGCCUGUUCGGAGAUAUAGCAAAGAAAUAUCAGUUUAGUAACAUGGUAAGAGAUAAACAGCAACAUAACGGAACAGAAAGUGAAUUUAUCCGAGAUGGAUUUUCUUUUUUCAGGGAGGGUAAGCAAUAAAAAGAUGCAUAUUUCUACCUGUAGGUGGAAUAUUUACUUCCCUUGCUAAUGCAGCAUUACUUGCAAGCCUCAACUUUGUCAUUAGAAAAAGUUAAUUUUUAUAAUGCAGGCAACAAACGUUUUCUGUAAGAAUAUGUUUAUGAUUCAAAUUAAAAUGGCUUAUACUUUGCUAUAACUUUAUUGCAUUAUUGCUUGGCUAAAACUGCAGAAAGUGUUUCAAGUUACGACUAUACAAGAAGGCUAGUCUAGGAAAGCAAGCCUGCCUGUUAUGAGUUCUGGUCCUUUUGGUUCGGGGAUCUUUUUUAGCU